Molecule: messenger RNA, 465 nt
Organism: Soboliphyme baturini
Lineage: Eukaryota; Metazoa; Nematoda; Enoplea; Dioctophymatida; Soboliphymatidae
Source: the annotation of a GenBank genome assembly
AUGGAGCCGAGGCCAAAUCCGAGCGCAGCUGGCUGUCGUACGUCGGCCGGCUGUACGUCGUCCGACAGCUCAGCCAAAGGAGUUCGAUGCUGCUUCAAGUCGGCGAUGGGCAACAGCCGUCAGGACAGCGAGUGCGGCUCCAAGCUGGAACGUGACGUCAUCAAAUGCAUCCAUUCGAUGUGCGACCACGUUCAAGAGUUGUGCGUCAGCCAGGCGCUACCCAGAACACCAAAGAUUCUCUUCCUGAACCUGACUCUUCGCGGUGGCGGUAAGUACUGCGUCGAAGUGACGGAGGCCGGCUGGCGGGUGACGUCAUUACAUCACGACUCGAUGCAGGGGGACAUCCCAUCGCUGAUGUUGCACAUCAAAUACUUUGACUCGCUGAAAGCGCUCAUAGAUUACGUGUCGGCCACCGAAACACAACGCAAGAAAAGUCGACCGUUGCUCGUCGCAGCUGGCCAGUAA